Messenger RNA from Oncorhynchus nerka (sockeye salmon), 8204 nucleotides. RefSeq names its product retinoic acid receptor RXR-beta-A-like. Gene Ontology annotation, cellular component: nucleus. NCBI's taxonomy places the organism in Eukaryota, Metazoa, Chordata, Actinopteri, Salmoniformes, Salmonidae. Gene Ontology annotation, molecular function: nuclear steroid receptor activity; retinoic acid-responsive element binding; zinc ion binding. The coding region runs from base 249 to 1664 and encodes 471 amino acids. The record is from RefSeq and is a predicted model, not a curated record. The transcript has 13 exons. Gene Ontology annotation, biological process: response to retinoic acid; anatomical structure development; regulation of transcription by RNA polymerase II.
AGCAGGGCAGGGGAAGGGAGGACUGACGACGAGGGAAAGUGGGGAGAGAGGAAGAACUCGUGGCCUGCCUGACCUACUACCAUAUAUUUUCAUGCGAAGAAACUGCACGAUCAAGAACCUCUGUUUUUGGUCCCCCAAAACGACUCUGGCCCGGGCCUCACUCAGUCCGCGGUCUUGAGUUGGGUAGCAGGGUGAUUGAAGCACGUCUAUCGGUGUCACAGCGCGUCUUUUCCACCAAGGAGGCAGUCAUGGGCGACAGCAGAGAUUCCCGCAGCCCAGACAGCUCCUCCGUGUCCUCCCCUCCCUCGGGCCUGCACUCACCCCCCCUGACCCCCACAGCUGCCGCCAUGACGUCUCUGCCGCCCUUCAUCUCGGACGUCAACAGCCCCACCAGCAGCAUGGGCUCGCCCUUCUCUGUCAUCAGCUCCUCUUUGGGGUCGCCAUGCCUGCCCGGGACACCCUCGGUGGGCUACGGCCCCAUUAGCAGCCCCCAGAUCAACUCCACAGUGUCCAUGUCGGGGCUGCACGCGGUCAGCAGCUCGGACGACGUGAAGCCUCCGUUCGGGCUGGGGGGCCACAGCCCAGGGGGCCCCAUGCUCUCCCAGAAGCGCCUGUGUGCCAUCUGCGGCGACCGCUCCUCCGGUAAGCACUACGGAGUGUACAGCUGCGAAGGCUGCAAGGGUUUCUUCAAGCGCACGGUGCGUAAGGACCUGAGCUACACCUGCCGGGACAACAAGGACUGCCUGGUGGACAAGCGCCAGCGCAACCGCUGCCAGUACUGCCGCUACCAGAAGUGCCUGGCCUGUGGCAUGAAGAGGGAAGUGGUCCAAGAUGAACGACAGAGAUCCGUGCAGGAAGAGCGCCAGAGGAACAAGGAGCGGGAGAGUGAGGCGGAGUCGACCAGCGCCGUCAACGAGGAGAUGCCCGUGGAAAAGAUCCUGGAGGCCGAGAUGGCCGUAGAGCAGAAGACCGAGGUUCAUGCCGACGGGACCUCCGAGGGCAGCUCGGUAAAUCCCAACGACCCGGUCACCAACAUUUGCCAGGCUGCAGACAAGCAGCUGUUUACCCUGGUGGAGUGGGCCAAGAGGGUCCCCCACUUCUCUGAGCUGGCCCUGGAUGACCAGGUCAUCCUGCUACGCGCCGGUUGGAACGAGCUGCUGAUUGCCUCCUUCUCUCACCGCUCCAUCAGCGUGAAAGAUGGCAUCCUACUGGCCACCGGCCUGCAUGUGCACAGGAACAGCGCCCACAGCGCUGGCGUUGGAGCCAUCUUCGACAGGGAGAGUGCGCACAAUGCAGAGGUUGGGGCCAUAUUUGACAGAGUUCUCACUGAGCUAGUCAGUAAGAUGAGAGACAUGCAGAUGGACAAGACCGAGCUCGGGUGCCUCCGAGCCAUCAUCCUCUUCAACCCGGAUGCCAAGGGCCUGUCCAGCUCCAGUGAAGUGGAAUUGCUGAGGGAGAAGGUGUACGCAUCGCUAGAGUCUUAUUGUAAACAGAGAUACCCCGACCAGCAGGGCAGGUUCGCUAAGCUCCUCCUCCGGCUUCCAGCGCUACGCUCCAUUGGCCUGAAGUGCCUGGAGCACCUGUUCUUCUUCAAGCUGAUUGGUGACACCCCUAUCGACACAUUCCUCAUGGAGAUGCUGGAGGCGCCCCACCAGCUGACCUAGGAACCAGGUUCUGCUCUGGUCCAUCAGGGAUUCCAGUUCUGGCACCCUGGUUCUGGGACUUCACCAUGUCUGCUGGUUUUGACGUCCCACUCACACAAACCCCACAACCCCUUCUUCACUCAUUAAAUCCCCCCCAAGCUGAUACAGCUCUCCAAAAGACCAUAUGCUGUCAAAAACAAACACUUUUUCCAACACGCACACAGAAACACAUACUUUUUUUCACAGUAGGUUAAGACACAUGGAAAUAUCUCAUUUUUAACCACAAGUUUUAUCAUGAGUUAGCAUUCAGUUUGUAGCCUUCAGCUUUGUGUGUAAACGCUUCUGCGAUAUCCGGUAGACCUCUUAGCUUCUUGUGGGGUUCGUAGGUUAUUCAGAUUCAUUGCUGUAUGCAUAGAUAUGACGAGUGGCUUACUCCCCCUUUGGUUUUACUCUUGGGUUUACCCCAAACCCAUCGUAAUCAGGUGUGUAAUAUUUCAAUCAAGUCUCCCAACUUUUCCAGCUUGUAUUGGUCGGGACACAACCAACGGAGGCAGACGCGCCCCUCUCAGUUCACCAACCCGAAUGUGAUUUGAAUACUAUGCUUUAUUCACGCAGAAAUGCGCUGAAUUUGUUUUGAAGUACUGUACUCAUAAAAUGAGACCUUUUUAAGGCAUUGAAAUCCAAGGGGGGGGGACUUUGUUUGGCCCUUCUUAAAGCUCACACCAGGUUUUCAAAGAAAUCAAGUGACUUAUAGGAUGUUUUCUUUUCUUUCUUUGUGGUGUUUGGUCUUCAAGUCCAAACAAGGGCCAUUGGGCACAGAAAGUGCAACCUUGUUCAAGAGCACUGCGUUCGUUGGUGCUGUUGUAGAUCUUUCUUUUGUUUCAUGCCCUAUCCUUGCUAAUGGUCAUUUUUGCACUCUGAAACGUUACUGUGUAAGGUGUAAGUAAACAUUUAGCAGAAAUCCUUCUGCCCAUCUUUAAGAAACUGGGGGCGAUCACAACACACGCGUCAUCGAACGAACCGCUCCCCAUCUUUCAUCAUAUGUCUUCUUAAGAACCGAUAUGUUAAUGGGGGUGCUUCAUUCUGUGAAAUGGCCGUCCGUUCUAAGAAAGCCAGGAUAUCAUUGGAUAUCUUGUUCUAUUGGCCUACAAUACCCCUACAAACCCCCCUUCUGAAUCCUCCGCUUGUUUCGUUCAGUGCUUGCAGCCUCUUUCCGUUAACUUUUUACAAUCUGUAAAUAAGAUGACACAUCUACUCCUUCACUAGAGUACGAUUGGGCGAUCCCAGUCGAUGCAUAGAGUAGGGAAGACACAGGCGUUAGCGAGCAUAUUAAUACCCACACACAACAAAAAGUAUGCACCGAUAGCACUAGCUACAGUAUGAACAGCUAUUGUACACAUUCAACAUGUACUGUAAAAAAAACUUUAAGGGUUUUACCAAUAGACUGGAUUUUAAGCUUGAAAAACCCACCUAAUUGUCACUGACUAGAAGGUUGCUAGUAGUUGUACUAGUAGUUGUGAUGGUAUUCUUUCGGGCAACUGUCAGCAGUGUCACGGGCAGGGCGAUAGACCCCGCCCCCUUAGGCUGACCAGCCUCAGACGAUACUUCCUGUUUAUCGUGGAGCUGAUUGGCAGGCUUCAGCGGAUGUAAUGUGUGGUCUGCUUACACAAAGCUAUGCACCAGGGGCUGAUUCAGCUCCCCAUAACAGAAAUGGAUGUCAACACAUUAGAUACAAACAAAGCAUCAUUACACACAACAUAAGCAAUAUCGGUGGAUGCAUAAAGAAUGAGACCAUAUACAGUGGCUUGCGAAAGUAUUCACCCCCCUUGGCAUUUUUCCUAUUUUGUUGCCUUACAACCUGGAAUUAAAAUAGAUUUUUGGGGGGUUUGUAUCAUUUGAUUUACUUACACAACAUGCCUACCACUUUGAAGAUGCAAAAUAUGUUUUCUUGUGAAACAAACAAGAAAUAAGACAAAAAAACAGAAAGCUUGAGCGUGCAUAACUAUUCAACCCUCAAAGUCAAUACUUUGUAAAGCCACCUUUCGCAGCAAUUACAGCUGCAAGUCUCUUGGGGUAUGUCUCUAUAAGCUUGGCACAUCUAGCCCCUGGGAUUUUUGCCCAUUCUUCAAGGCAAAACUGCUCCAGCUCCUUCAAGUUGGAUGGGUUCCACUGGUGUAGAGCAAUAUUUAAGUCAUACCACAGAUUCUCAAUUGAACUGAGGUCUGAGCUUUGACUAGGCCAUUCCAAGACAUUUAAAUGUUUCCCCUUAAACCACUCAAGUGUUGCUUUAGCAGUAUGCUUAGGGUCAUUGCCCUGCUGGAAGGUGAACCUCUGAAACAGGUUUCCCUCAAGAAUUUCCCUUUUUUUAGCACCACCCGUCAUUCCUUCACUUCUGACCAGUUUCCCAGUCCCUGCUGAUGAAAAACAUCCCCACAGCAUGAUGCUGCCACCAGCAUGCAUCACUGUGGGGAUGUUGUUCUCGGGGUGAUGAGAGGUGUUGGGUUUGCGCCAGACGUAGCAUUUUCCUUGAUGGCCAAAAAGCACAAUUUUAGUCUCAUCUGACCAGAGUACCCUCUUCCAUAUGUUUGGGGGGUUUCCCACCUGCCUUUUGGAGAACACCAAACGUGUUUUCUUAUUUUUUUCUUUAAGCAAUGGCUUUUUUAUGGUCACUCCGUAAAGCCCAGCUCUGUGUACGGCUUAAAGUGGUCCUAUGGACAGAUACUCCAAUCUCCGCUGUGGAGCUUUGCAGCUCCUUCAGGGUUGUCUUUGGUCGCUUUGUUUCCUCUCUGGUUAAUGCCCUCCUUGCCUGGUCCAUGGGUUUUGGUGGGCGGCCCUCUCUUGGCAGGUUUGUUGUAGUGCCAUAUUCUUUCCAUUUUUUAAUAAUGGAUUUAAUGGUGCUCAGUGGAAUGUUCAAAGUUCCAGAUAUGUUUUUAUAACCCAACCUUGAUCUGUACUUCUCCACAACUUUGUCCCUGACCUGUUUGGAGAGUUCCUUGGUCUUCAUGGUACUGCUUGCUUGGUGGUGCCCAUUUGCUUAGUGGUGCCCCUUGCUUAGUGGUGUUGCAGACUCUGGGGCCUUUCAGAACAGGUGUAUAUAUAUUGAGAUCAUGUGACAGAUCAUGUGACACUUAGAUUGCACACAGAUGGACUUUAUUUAACUAAUUAUGUGACUUCUGAAGGUAUUUGGUUGCACCAGAUCUUAUUUAGGGACUUCAUAGCAAAGGGGGUGAAUACAUAUGCACCCACCACUUUUUCGUUUAGAUUAUUAUUAUUUUUUUUAAGUAAUUUUUUUUAAAUUUCACUUCACCAAUUUGGACUAUUUUGUGUAUGUCCAUUACAUGAAAUCCAAAUAAAAUCCAUUUAAAUUACAGGUUGUAAUGCAAUAAAAUAGGAAAAACGCUAAGGGGGAUGAAUACUUUUGCAAGGCACUGUAGGUAUCCCUUUCCAUAUUGUGGCCAUAAAAAAAUGUAGAUGGGUGAUUUCUGGAGUAUAUUUAGAAAUUGGUAUUAUUUACUAUUCAGAAAUUAUGAUGAAGAAUAGAGGUUGGACAGAAGUUCAGCUGGGGCGGCAGGGUAGCCUAGUGGUUAGAGCGUUGGACUAGUAACCGGAAGGUUGCGAGUUCAAACCCCCGAGCUGACAAGGUACAAAUCUGUCGUUCUGCCCCUGAACAGGCAGUUAACCCACUGUUCCCAGGCCGUCAUUGAAAAUAAGAAUGUGUUCUUAACUGACUUGCCUGGUUAAAUUAAGGUAAAAUAAAAUUUAAAAAUGUCCUAAACUGGGUGCUACACGACUCAUAUGGUCUUACAAUUAUAGACAUUAUUGUUUACACCAGAGGAGGCUGGUGGGAGGAGCUAUAGGAGGAUGGGCUCAUUGUAAUGGCUGGUACGGAAUCAAUGGAACAGAGUCAAGCAUACUUAGUACCAUUGCAAUGAGCCUGUCCUCCUAUAGCACCUCCCACCAGCCUCCUCUUGUUUACACCAACGCAGACACACACACAAACACAAGGCUAAGAGUGUGCAAGUACACACACACACACACCCUCCACCGUUUUCCGUCUUGAAACCGAGGUCUACUUAAAAUUGGAUUCCCACUCUUUUCAGCCGAUCCCCUAGAUUUACUUGCUGUCAGCCCUUUCUGGCGAGAGGAACACCUCCCCCAUGUAAUAUAUGGAUAUGGAGGAUUAUACCUGUGUGUCCUACUCCAAGCCUGUGAACAGGCAAUAGGAGCACUGUAGACUAUUGACAUACCUGUUGGUUUAUGUAUGUCUAUACAUGUGAAAAUGCUCUGUUCCUCAGUGUCCAGAUUGUGGACGUACAGAGAAGAGGUGCGGUUGCUUGUUGUCGCAUCACGGUUUCAGAGUGGCACCUCAGGGUAGACUAUCUUAUGUGUGCAUCCCCAGUGUGAACCAUGAUCUUGUCACACCUCCACGAUGCUGGCAACAGCCCCCUUUCUGCAAUUCCCUCAUGUUUUUUUGGAGCUUCCUUAGUUGAAUGUGAAUGCCUUGCAUCUCCCAUUUCAUUAACACUAGAAAAUCCUGGCCUCGAGGGACCAAACGAGUCCAUUUUGACUCCCAACACUCUUAUGUCUAACAAGUACAUUUCAUAUAGGCUAUCGAAUAAAUAAUAUUUUGGUUGUGUUUAUGGAUGUCUUAGGUAACAUUAGAAUACGAAAAAAAUUAUAAUUUCAAAGAACAAAAUAGAAUUUGUAUUCGUUUAUGUUACUUGUAGGCUAUCUGUUGCCUAAUGUUCAAGUGUGGAGCUCACGGAACAGUGGUUCUUAUUGGGAACAGUGAUAUUUUGAAAUGGAGCUAAUUCUGGAUACUAUAUAGAAAUAAAAACAUCUUACCUGCAUAUGACUCUGUAGGAGGAUUUGAAAAAGUCACUUUUUGGCACUCUGAAAAAGACAUGUCCUCUUAAAACUGCUUAUAACACAUUCUGUUUGUGAUAUCGAAAUGAUAAAAUAAGUGUGUUCAACAGACUUAUUUAGGAAAAGUCAAGGACAGACUUUACAAAUGGCAGAGAUAUUUCAAUUUAAAAUUCAUAUUAAGUCAAAAGGGCUCACUUGCCUCUUCUAGUGCUAAAACAGUGCAUUUAAAGUGAAUCCCUUGCUGUGCUGUGUCUUGUCCCAUAAAAUGCCAUUUUGCUAUGAGCAGGGAUGUAUUUAGUACAGUACAGUAUACGUAUAACAGCUCUAUGCAAAUUCUACAGGUUUUAUAAGAUAAGAAUUUUCAAGUUGUUUGGCAGACAGUUUAUCAGAAGAUGGUCCCAAAGUAUUCUUUUUUUUUUAACAAAAAAAACAUGUAUUUUGAUAUGUCACUGUGUUGAUAAGUCGCGAUGUUGAUAUGUCACGAUGUUGACUGCGUACAAUGAAGCCUUGUUCUGGUUAUACCAGCAGGCUCGGGUCUGCUGCAGCAUGGAAUAGCAAGGCGCAAGCGAAGGGGUGAAAAUUGGCAAACACGUUUCCUGGCCCCUUCCUCUUCCCUUGCCAACGGAGUGCAAUGGUCAUUUGGUAUUACUUGAUGGCAGUGCGGCGGUGGUCGUCGCCCUUGGAGACAGACCGCCGGCGUGCGGCCCAAAGAUGCGUGUCCUUCGUGACCGCGUGCACUCAAGGCAGACGCCUGGACCUUUGAUUACGUUCAGUAUCUCCAACUUUUGAAAUCACUUGCUUUAAAUCAAAUUAAAACGCUUCUUUAUUAAAACUGAGGCUGUGAAGCUGUCAUGUAUUGGUAUGUAGCGGGGCGCAAUACAUAUUUACAUAGGCACCCUGGAGCAAAGGCCCUCUGCGAUGAUCUAAACACCCCAUGCGGUUGGCUGGUUUGCGCCACCCAUGUGAUGAUGCAACACUGCCAAACAGGUGCGAAGGCCAGCGUUGAUGCUGUGUCAUGCUGAGGGGUGUGCUUUGUCACAAAAAGGCCCCUUAUAAGAAGGAUGUCACAGCAAGGGGGAGGGCCAGUGGCCCCUAUGGUGCUAAUGCUGUACAUUGGUGGGUUUUUUUUUAAGGGCCGACCUUGCUUUGAUUGCCAAGAGGGCAGAGUUACAAGCUAGGAACGUGCACAGAUCAUUCGGCUAUUUGGAUCACGGUUCUAUCUUCCGUGUCCAGCGCAAACAGGAGUGUUUACGUUGAAAAAUAUGCGUUGGGGCACUGCAGCAAACCUUGGCUUCGGGCCGAAGAAAAAAAGAGGAGCCAAUGCAUGGACUCCAAAGGUGCGCGCUGAAAUCACGCCUCUGGAUAGUGUCCCAUUACAUGGAAUGAACUUGAGGGAAGGGCCAACUCAACAUGGUAGACGCCACUCUUUAUAGGAGGGAGGUCGUGCUCUCCAGUUGAAAGAAUGCUUUCAGAGUUGAAGUGCUUAGGGUGGGGCAUAUGGUGGGACACUUUGACUUGAUCAGAUGAUGGUUUGUUGGUCAAGAAAAGCUGUUUUUCUUUUUAAUUAGAUCUAGAGAUGUCCUGUCAUUGACUCCCACCACAAUACACUGCUUCUUUGUCUGUGUUUGACUCUUUCCCAUGACCAGGCUGUUCAUCUUUCUGUAUUCAGGAGUAUUAAACAAAUGCAAAAACUUA